Cynoglossus semilaevis (tongue sole) is the source of this 2389-nucleotide messenger RNA. It is a transcript of the gene col26a1, whose product is annotated as collagen, type XXVI, alpha 1. Bases 603 to 1898 code for a protein of 431 amino acids. The record is from RefSeq and is a predicted model, not a curated record. The transcript has 14 exons. Gene Ontology annotation, molecular function: protein binding. Lineage: Eukaryota; Metazoa; Chordata; Actinopteri; Pleuronectiformes; Cynoglossidae.
AUGCAUAACUUACUUAUUGCAAACACAGAGCAUUUGCAACAGAUUGAUAAGACGACUCAAAUGAGUUACAGUCGUGUCAUUUGCGGUGUCGUCGCGCUCUUUUCUGCAUGUGUUAACGGUUUGGAAAGUAACCAAAUGCUAAACUGAGAGUUAAAAACCUGUCAUUAUUUGUCACCUUCUAUGCCACUCCGAAUGGAUAUGGUUUUAAUAAUUCUCUUUUGUAGUUACUGGAGGCUUAUCUGUGAGUUAUGGUGAUAGAAACGUUAUUACAUUAGAGCGUGUUUUUUUUAAUGACUCAGCUCUUUUCCUUCGGUUCCAGACGCGCUUUUACGCACGCUGGAUAUUUGACUCCUCAGUCCACAGCACUGUAUGUCAACGCUCAGGAACCCACAUCAUUCUAUAAGAAGUGCCUGUGUGUCAGUCACUGUGAGCUCUGUUCUGGUCCGGGCGCAGGGAUGGACAGUUCGCUUGCAAAUCUGUUAUUUGUUUAAGUCUUCGUCCGCAGUCUCCCGUCGACCCGUCAUUCAUAUUCUGACUGUGGAAACUUUGUACUUGAACGCCGUCGUCACAUUUCGCUAUCAGGGAUAAAUCGCAGGGAAGUCAUGGCUUCGUGGACAUUCUUCGCGCUGUGCGUGUUGCUAUCGUUAGUUUGUCCGUCGGUGGGGACAGGGUUCGUUUAUCACUUUCCAAGCAUCACGGUGCAGCGGCAGCGCAUCAAGUCAGAACAGAGCGGCAGCGGUGGACCUCCAGGGACCCGGACCCAGCUCAGGAACUGGUGUCAGUACACUGUCUCCAGAACGGUGUCCUGUCAGGUCCAAAAUGGGACAGAAACCACUGUGCAGAGAGUGUUUCAGGGCUGUCGGUGGCCUGGACCCUGCGCCAAAGUCAUCAGCUACAGGAGCGUGCUCAGGCCGUCCUUCAGGGUCGCCUACAAACAAGUCACAGCACUGGAGUGGAGAUGUUGUCCAGGGUUUGUGGGAGACGAGUGUCGUGAAGAGUGUAUGAACUGCACCACCGUCACUGACAUGAACAGCAGGAUAAAUGCACUUGAAUCAAAGAUCAGGCUGUUAGAAGACCACCGCUCCCCUCUGCCCACCCUGCACACUUCACCUGACAGAUCCACUGACAACGAGGUGGACUCACCUGAACCCACUCCUGCUGCACUACCACCCUACCUGCCACCAGGAGGUAUAGGGCCACCAGGGCCCAUUGGACCUCCAGGGCCUCCUGGCUCUACAGGACCCGCAGGACCAGUAGGAAAACCAGGGUUCCCUGGACCUGUUGGACCAAAGGGAGACAGAGGUUUACCUGGAGAAGUUGGUCUUCCUGGUCCUCCAGGUCCACCUGGUCCUCCUGUGCUCAGCUCCAUUCCCGUCAGAGAGCGUGGUGAUGUCUUUCACGUGGACGACCAAGAGGAGUUUCCUGUCCAUUCAGCUCUCCCUAAUCCUGGGAUCAGCGCAGGGCCCCCUGGUCCAACAGGUCCCAUCGGCCCCCCAGGACCACAGGGACCCCCAGGUCUACCAGGGAUGCCAGGACAGGACGGUCAGGAAGGUCUCCAAGGAAAACCUGGGACUGCUGGGCCUAAAGGAGAUCCAGGGAACAGUGGUCUUCCUGGUGUACCAGGGGAGCAGGGCCUACCUGGAGCACCAGGGCCAAAGGGGGAGCCGGGGGCAGUCUCCAGUGAGGGAGAAGCAGUGCAGCAGCUGAGAGAGGCUCUGAAGAUCCUGGCUGAGAGAGUCCUGAUCCUGGAGCACAUGAUCGGCAUUCAUGACACGUCUGAAGGAUCAGGUUUCGGCAGCAUUUCGGACCUGCUGUCUUUCUCUACUAUUAAGAUCAAACGUCUUCAGCCCGUUCACGGUUCAACGCCGGGAGAGAAACAAACACAACGUUCCACCUGAACGUAGAGUCAGACAUGUUCAACACCUGUGUUCUUAAUCAGUUGGUUGUUGCAAUUUUAUUACCUUAACUGGAAACAGUUCUUUAUUUUAACUCUUGAAUUUAUUUUUUAAUGAUUUUUUUUAUUAGACUUUUGUUUGUCUUUAUUUUUUUUUUGUGAGAUGUUGAACAUUUCAUUCGCAAACAUUUUUAAUCCUGUUACUGAGUCAUCCAAAAAUGUGUCAUUUUUUAUAGCAGCUCUCCACGUUGUACGAUAAAAUACUGGUCUUAAACGCGGGGGUUUGCAGGCCGUAACAGGUCUGGGAGGGUACCGCCAUGGGGUCUUGAACUUUUGUUUGAUUAUUUUUUGUUUUUUUUUACAGUCACUGUACCUUGCACAUGUUUAAAAUAAAACCAUAAGUAUAUGAGCCUGUGUGUUUGAGAAGCUUAAGGUAAGGAAUUAAAUGCAAAAUGACAAGGUACAUUUAUACAUGGCUCUUAGCCCAGUUUAUUC